Molecule: messenger RNA, 671 nt
Organism: Suillus subalutaceus
Lineage: Eukaryota; Fungi; Basidiomycota; Agaricomycetes; Boletales; Suillaceae
Exons: 3
Source: RefSeq, a predicted model, not a curated record
AUACUGUCAAAGACUCAAAUGAAGUUCUGGCAGCAUCUGUUACUUCCUCUGGGCACCAUGACUUUGGACACGCUGAUUCUGGUUACCACCCUUACGUCCGAAAAAAUCCCCCCACACCGCAGGCAGUGCGCAAGAUAGCAGGCAUGAUGGGAAGAUUAGCUACCAGUACAAAUUCAGACCAUGACGACGAUGAAACGGCUCGCAAAAUAUUUUCGCAGGGCCUGCAGCAGAUGUCUACUGAACGUGUUCGCCGUGCUGCUUAUUACAAGGAAGCAGAACUGGAAUACCAUCGGCAUCUCUCAAUGACUUUAGCUUGGGAGGCGGAGAAGCUCUCAAGGCUCAAAUAUUUCAUUGAUGGCGAACAGCAGGAGCAGGAAGAACAAACCAUUCGGGCAUUUGAGGAAGCGGCGCUCUUUACACGUAUGGUUGCUGAUCGCGACACAGAACGUGCUUCCCAGGAUCAAGAGUUCAUUGCUGUGAUCCAACAGGACGAGGUGAAAAGGGUGAAACGGUUGAAUGCUGAACUCGAUGAGCUUGGCAUCUUUCUUCCCUUGGACCCAUCGGCUUCAGACCUCGACAAUGCUGACACACGCUCUAUCGGAGAUCCCCGCAACUUUGAUCAUCCAUCUGUCGGAGACCGUCCUGAGAAUCAGCUGGUGAUAGGGGAGUGA